Messenger RNA from Teleopsis dalmanni, 621 nucleotides. Its product is annotated as putative nuclease HARBI1. The record is from RefSeq and is a predicted model, not a curated record. Bases 1 to 621 code for a protein of 206 amino acids. NCBI's taxonomy places the organism in Eukaryota, Metazoa, Arthropoda, Insecta, Diptera, Diopsidae. The transcript has 3 exons.
AUGGAGUCGCGUAGGCAUCUGGCUAGGCAUCUGGCUCAGGCCUUACCGGAUGUAUUAGCUGUCUUUCCAGGUUUUGAGAAUGAGGAGGUAUAUUAUGCUGGUAGGAGGAGAAGGGUUGACACUCAGGUAGAGAAAGAAAUCAUUCAAAUGAUGGAGCGUGCCGGUUUGCCCGAGGUACAAGACGAUGCAGGUGAUUUACACGGCCUUAGCCAGGCUACAGUCAGUCGCAUUUGCAUUAGAGUAGCGAUGGCUCUUGCAAAACAUGCCGCAACUGUGAUUAAAAUGCCAGAAUCAUUAAUAGAAGAGGUAGCAAAUAUGAAAAGCUUCAAACGCAUAAAAAUUUUUCCAAAUGUGAUUGCUGCAAUUGAUUGCACACACAUAAAAAUUAAAAAAGUGGUAUGUGAUGCAAAUUUAAAAAUUUGCAAUGUAGUCGCAAGAUGGAGAGGUAGUACGCACGACUGCCGGAUUUUCGAUGAAUCAAUUCUUAAAGAACAAUUAGAGGCAGGAAAAUUCAAAGGGCGCUUGGUUGGCGAUUCAGGAUACAAACUUCAACCAUACCUAUUCACUCCAAUACUGAAACCACAAAACGCAAAAGAAGAACGAUACAAUGCUGCACACUAG